This is a messenger RNA of Jaculus jaculus (lesser Egyptian jerboa), 4447 nucleotides long. It is a transcript of the gene Zdhhc5, whose product is annotated as zinc finger DHHC-type palmitoyltransferase 5. The coding region runs from base 1179 to 3320 and encodes 713 amino acids. The transcript has 12 exons. Gene Ontology annotation, molecular function: palmitoyltransferase activity. NCBI's taxonomy places the organism in Eukaryota, Metazoa, Chordata, Mammalia, Rodentia, Dipodidae. Gene Ontology annotation, biological process: protein palmitoylation. The record is from RefSeq and is a predicted model, not a curated record.
UGUCGCCGGUCGGGAGCGCGCUAGAGUGGGGCGGGCGUGGAGCGUGCGGGGGCCGCGCGCUGCCUCUCAGAGGCCGGACGGCACUGCUGGCAGGCGGCAGCGGCGGCAGCUGUGACGGGUACCUUGCCGGGGUGAAACACCAUAACCUGGUUGAGCUCCGCAUCCAGGAAGCCCAAGACUGAGGAAGAAGAUCAGAGACUUUGACUCACCUGGAAACAGGGACAUCUUUGGGAUGUUCCUUUUAUCCACAAUGAUCAUUUAAACUAUCAAGUGGAAUUUAUUCAUCUUAUUCUGCUUAUUGGGAAGAACAUGGCUUCAAGGAUUUUACAUUUUCCUUUAGUUUUGCAUGAACUCUAUGGGAAACGGAGCCCCUAAAGGGCUUGGGAAUAACAAGAAGAGAUUGAAAACGACAGUAUUGCUGUCUGUUUUCUCUCUGCCUUCAAAGAAAAGGGUUAACAACUCAGUCCUGUAGCAGCUGUUGUCCAACUGUGGCCAUCAAGAGAGAAAAGUUAAACACCAUUGUCAUACUACCAGCUCUGGUGAAGUCAAGGUGUGAGCGUGGUGGCAUUAAGAAGACUGCUGAAAAGGGACAAGGACUAGUGAAAACAGCUUCUCUUUAAAGCCAGAAGGGGUCCCAAGUUUCUUCUUGGAUAAAAUUAGAAACUAGGGCACGCCACUUCUGGGUGCAGCUCAUAUUUUGUGGAAGUGUGGUUGUUGUGGGGGUACUAUUGUAUCUCAGAGGAAUUGUCCCUUUUCUGAGGUUUCUGCCCUACCCUGAUACUGUCUCCUUAACUUCCGAAGACUUGUCUCUAUCCAUGAGCUAUACCUUGAUUUGUCUGACUUUCCAUGUCUCCACCUGCAAUUUGCAUGUGUACAGCCUAUUGUUUAUCUCCAAUUUUUAAACUAUACAAGUUGCGUUUCUUAAUCUCCCCUUCUACUUUUUUCUGGGGAGGUAGUAAUUCAUCAGUAGAAAUCACCUUUCCCCCUCCCAUGUGCUUUCCUUCAUUUGAGAUCUUUUGACUUUCAUUUUUAUUUGGGAGGGGGAAGGGUGAUAAUUUGAUAUUUUCUGUUUUCCCCAGUUUCCUCCCUCUUUUUCCCUCUUCCCAUUUUCUUGUCUGUUCUGCCGCUGUGUGGGCCUGGGCUAUGCGGCAGGGCAGAUAUUUCAUCAGAGCUCCAACAUGCCCUCAGAGUCUGGAAAGAGAUUCAAACCCAGCAAGUAUGUACCGGUCUCAGCAGCUGCCAUCUUCCUAGUGGGAGCUACAACACUCUUCUUUGCCUUCACGUGUCCAGGACUAAGCCUGUAUGUGUCACCUGCAGUGCCCAUCUACAAUGCGGUUAUGUUUCUCUUUGUGCUGGCCAACUUCAGCAUGGCCACCUUCAUGGACCCAGGAAUUUUUCCUCGAGCUGAGGAGGAUGAAGACAAAGAAGAUGAUUUCCGAGCUCCUCUUUACAAAACAGUAGAGAUCAAAGGCAUUCAGGUGCGCAUGAAAUGGUGUGCCACCUGCCGUUUCUAUAGGCCUCCCAGAUGUUCCCAUUGCAGUGUCUGUGACAACUGUGUGGAGGAAUUUGAUCAUCACUGCCCCUGGGUGAACAACUGUAUUGGUCGCCGGAACUAUCGUUAUUUCUUCCUAUUCCUCCUUUCCCUGACAGCCCAUAUCAUGGGUGUGUUUGGCUUUGGCCUCCUCUAUGUCCUCUACCCCAUUGAGGAACUCUCAGGGGUCUGCACAGCUGUCACAAUGGCAGUGAUGUGUGUGGCUGGCUUAUUCUUUAUCCCUGUAGCUGGCCUCACAGGAUUUCAUGUGGUGCUGGUGGCUAGGGGACGCACAACCAAUGAACAGGUUACGGGUAAAUUCCGAGGAGGUGUAAACCCCUUCACCAAUGGCUGCUGUAACAACGUCAGCCGUGUCCUUUGCAGUUCUCCAGCACCCAGGUAUUUGGGGAGACCAAAGAAAGAGAAGACAAUUGUAAUCAGACCUCCUUUCCUUCGACCAGAAGUGUCAGACGGGCAGAUAACUGUGAAGAUCAUGGAUAAUGGCAUCCAGGGAGAACUGAGGAGAACUAAGUCUAAAGGAAGCCUAGAGAUAACAGAGAGCCAGUCUGCAGAUGCAGAACCUCCGCCUCCUCCUAAGCCAGACCUGAGCCGUUACACCGGGCUGCGAACACACCUAAGCCUGGCUACUAAUGAGGAUAGUAGCCUUCUGGGGAAGGACAGCCCCCCCACACCGACCAUGUACAAGUAUCGGCCAGGUUACAGUAGCAGCAGUACAUCAGCCGCCAUGCCUCAUUCUUCCAGCGCCAAGUUGAGUCGUGGGGACAGCUUGAAGGAGCCAACCUCAAUUGCAGAAAGCAGCCGCCAUCCCAGCUACCGCUCAGAGCCAAGCUUGGAGCCAGAGAGCUUCCGAUCUCCCACCUUUGGCAAAAGUUUUCAUUUUGAUCCACUAUCCAGUGGCUCACGCUCCUCCAGCCUCAAGUCAGCCCAGGGCACAGGCUUUGAGCUGGGCCAGUUGCAGUCUAUUCGUUCAGAGGGCACCACUUCCACCUCCUAUAAGAGCCUGGCCAAUCAGACACGCAAUGGAAGCCUGUCAUAUGACAGUCUACUCACUCCUUCAGACAGCCCUGAUUUUGAGUCAGUGCAGGCAGGGCCUGAGCCAGAUCCACCUUUAGGAUAUACUUCUCCCUUCCUCUCAGCCCGGCUGGCCCAGCAACGGGAAGCUGAGCGGCACCCACGUUUGGUGCCAACCGGUCCAACACACCGGGAGCCCUCACCAGUCCGUUACGACAAUCUGUCACGCCAUAUUGUGGCCUCCCUUCAGGAACGAGAGAAGCUGCUACGACAGUCACCCCCACUUGCGGGCCAUGAGGAAGAACCAGGCUUGGGGGACUCGGGCAUUCAGUCAACUCCAGGCUCAGGCCAUGCCCCUCGUACUAGUUCCUCCUCAGAUGAUUCGAAGAGAUCGCCCUUGGGCAAGACUCCACUGGGACGCCCAGCUGUUCCCCGUUUUGGCAAACCAGAUGGGCUAAGGGGCCGGGGACUAGGGUCACCGGAACCAGGCCCAACUGCCCCAUAUCUGGGCCGAUCAAUGUCUUACAGCAGCCAAAAAGCCCCACCUGGUGUCUCUGAGACAGAGGAAGUUGCAUUGCAGCCAUUAUUGACACCCAAAGAUGAAAUACAGCUCAAGACCACCUACAGCAAAUCCAACGGGCAGCCCAAGAAUAUAGGCUCAGCCUCCCCUGGCCAGCCACCACUUAGUAGUCCCACAAGGGGAGGAGUCAAGAAGGUGUCAGGGGUGGGUGGUACCACCUAUGAGAUUUCCGUGUGAGCCUUCAAUGUCUCUCCUCCCCCAUGCCUCUGCACCUACACCAAAGGGCCCCAGAUGGCCACCUUCCUUCCCUCAAGGGGCUCCCCUACCAUGCAUGGACAUUUUCUAAACCACUGAUUCCAAGAGAAUGAGGAGUGUUUUAUAAAAUGCCACAGGGCUGGGGAGUUGGAGAAUUGGGGCCCUGAGACUGGGGUAGCAACCCCCUUUGACCUUUUAAGACCUUCCCUUAAUCCCUGGACCAGACUCAGCGGACACUUGUGCAAUUGCUCGCCCUGGAGGGAACCAGAUCAUUUUUAAACCAGAAAUAAUUUUUUUUAUUAUUGUUACGGAAUCUAUUUUUUUCCUCUUCUGCGUUACAAGGUGUGUGUGUACAUAUAUAUAUAUUAUAAAUAUCAAAGAAAUUAUAUAUCUAUCCUGGGAUGGGAGAAUGAGGGAGAGAUACAUAUGUACAUGUAUAUAUACAUAUAUGUACAUAUAUAUAUGUAUAAGGAGGGAGAUUUUAUUUUUCCCCUUCCCUCAGGCCAGCAGGAAAAGAGACUUUGAAGUCUUCCUUUUUCCCAUGGCUCCCUCUCUUGUCCCAGUUACCAACUAAGGAAAUAGCACCCCCUGUUGGUGCUAUGUAAUUAGGAAAGAAACCUGGGGAGAGGUGAGUCUGUGGUCUUGGUCAGAUAAGGGGAGGCUCAUUGGCAUCUAAUUUCCCAGGAAAAAGAGGUCACAGCUGUAUGACAUUGGUGGUAGUGGUGGAUCAGGAGCAAAGCUUGGCCUAGCUUAAACUGUUGGGCAGUCCCCAUUCUUGUAAAGGGGAUUACAGUGACCCCUUACAACACUUCCUAUAUAGCUUUCAGCUAUAUUAAAAUCCAAGGCCAGGAGAGAAUCCAAAAUGCAAUAUUCAUCAUAUGCCAAAAAUGGGAUAGAGAGAAGGAGUGGCAGGCCUUUGCCCCUCCAAUAGUCCCUUGGGGGAGUUACCCCUUAGCCCACCUCGGUAUGGUGCUGGGUAGAGGGAGUACCUGGGUUCUAAUCUCUAAAUAGGGAAGACCCCAGCCUCUAGAUAGAGGUCCUAUUAUUUUUUAUUCUGACUAGCCAUUUUAAACCAACAAGGAAUAAAAAGAAAUCCUGAUCUAACCAGC